Molecule: messenger RNA, 4138 nt
Organism: Pogonomyrmex barbatus (red harvester ant)
Lineage: Eukaryota; Metazoa; Arthropoda; Insecta; Hymenoptera; Formicidae
Gene: sog
Product: chordin short gastrulation
Biological process (GO): negative regulation of BMP signaling pathway; dorsal/ventral pattern formation; multicellular organism development
Molecular function (GO): BMP binding
Source: RefSeq, a predicted model, not a curated record
CCGCCGUCGCCGUCGCUCUUGCUCUCCCGUGUCUCUUCGUUUCUCGGGACACUCUCGUAUAAGCGCGGCCGUGUCGCGCUACCACCUUAUAAAACGUGCGCCGCAGUAUCGCGCGCUCUCGUGGUCGGCGCACGGCGGUGGUGCGGAGAGGCGCGCAAGGCGCGAGAGGAGCGCGAAUCGAGAGAUCGCUCGGAGUAGCGGCUUGGAGUUGCGAGAGAGCGCGACGCUUUCCGACCGGGAGGCUUUCUCGCGGUGUUUCGCUUCGCGUGCCUUCGCUUCGUUCCCUCGUCACCGUGCGAGAGUGCGCGAGGUGUGUGUUGUAACAUACGUGCAUGUGCGUGGUGUCCGCGCGCGCGCGCGCGCGUAGUAAUGCGGAACGUCCGCGUGAGGAUCGCGUGUCCGGACUUAUGCGUAUUACCGUCUCGAUGCGACACGCCGAAUAGGAAAAACGAGGGGUAGAUUACGUAGUGGCGAGAUAGUGUGCAGAAAGUUUUGUGCAAUGAACGGUCGUUAAUAGACCAGUGCCACGGCUUCGACGACGACGACGACGACGACGACGACGACGAGGAAGGAGAUCGAGAAAGAGAAAACGAGAAAGGAACAAAAGGAGAAGGAGGAGGACGCGCUAUAUGCGUAAGACACCAGCACGAGUGCCAGGACCGAGUGCGAGAGAAUAACUGGCUGAUAAACGGCGGAAGGAGAAGAGAGAGAAAGAGAGAGGAAGAGAGAGAGGGAGUGAGAAAGAACAAGGUAGCCGCCGCGAGAGACCAAGAGUCGCCAAGAUGCAUCUCCACGGUGGUCUGAUGUUGCCGAUUCUAUUCAUCAUUGCCUCCUGUCCUUUGACGCUGCAUGCGCGAAAAGUCGCACCCUUAAUCGAGGACGACUGGGCGAGAAGACCGCAUCGGGCCGCCGAAUGUACCUUCGGCAAGCAGAUUCGCGAGCUGGGCUCGACAUGGUUCGCGGACUUGGGACCGCCCUUCGGAGUCAUGUAUUGCAUCAAAUGCGAGUGCAUACCGGUGCAAAAGAAGCGACGGAUCAUCGCGAGAGUUCAAUGCCGCAAUAUUAAGAAUGACUGUCCCAAACUCACGUGCGACGAACCAGUUCUACUCCCGGGUCGAUGCUGCAAAUCUUGUCCUGGUGACUUCAACGCAGAUAUAGUCCAAGAUCUGCCAGCACAAUUGACCUCGGAGGAAGAGGAGCGGAGCCUGAAACAUUUCGGCACCCUGUUAACGGGCAGAACGUCGCAGUCUCUGCGCAGUCGCGACGAUCCGACCCCGAUGUCGAUUUACAACAACAACGCGUACAACUACCUGGCGACCGGUCGCUUCACGUUCCACCGCAAGAAUCUCUAUUACGCGUUCUACUUAUCCGCGUCGACGCCCCGGCCGCGUAGCAUUCAGUUCGUCGACGGGUCCGGCAGCAUCCUCGAGGAGCAGGUGAUCGACCCGGUCGGUGGCGCGUAUCAGAACGCUACGGGGAAGCUCUGCGGGGUGUGGAGACGUGUGCCGCGCGACUAUCGCAAGUUGUUGCGCGAGGAGAGGCUGCACGUGUCCUUCCUCUGGGAGCCCUUGUCGAGCCUGACCGGCCAGUUGUCGCGCUACCGCGCGCUCUCGACCGAGCAGUUCUCCUCGCUCUUGGAGCCGACGAUGGGCGUCGACCGGACGCUGAUGUCCGGCGCGGGCGCGACCGCGAUCGUGUCCGCCUCGUCCGCCUCGGCGCCGUCGAUUCACGUAUCGCUCGUCUUCAACGGUCUCUUCCUGCCGAACGACGUGGCUGACGUCCCGUUAAUCGUCCAACUGGAGCAUUACGAGAAGGAUUACGUGGUCCUUCGCGAGGAGAUAAUGGUGAGGAAGCCGUCGAACGAGCUGAAUUACGGCGAGGUUCGCAGCGCGCUUUCCGGGACUGAUCUUCGUUUGUUGGCUCGGGGCAAGUUGUCUAUCAGUAUAAUGUCCCGCAAGGAUCCGCAGGCUCUGCGACUCACCGGUACGGUUGGUCCACGCGCGACUUGCGACAUGUAUCAGACACUGCUGUUGUCGGAAACGCCGUCCCUGGCGUCUGGAUUAGCCUGGGCCUUCCUGGACCGUAUCGGUGCCCUACGUUACGGAGUUCAGUUGAUAGGACUCGAAGAGGAGAGUCCUCUAGUGACACUCGUGGACGAGGGAGGAAAACGGAGGAUGGAACUCGAGGAUCUGACACCCUCCUUGGUCGGCGGCCUGGCGAAUGGUUCCUUGGACCGGCCCGGACCGAGACUGUUACAACCGCUCUUCAACGAGGAGCUCUCCGUGAUCGCUGCCAGUCAUCUCGGCUCCAUGUUGCGCGGCAGACUCCUGGAGAGACCAGUAGCAGACGCCAGAGACACGGCCGCGCCCGUGCUGCUGCAGAGAAGACGAAUUAAGGAGCCGACGCAUUCCGGACCGGUCGGCUUGAUAUGGAUCGCGGUGGACCUGGACUGCUCCCUGCACUACGAACUGGAACUCGCUGGUUUCCCGCCCUCCUCUCCGGAACCGUGGACGUUCCGUUUGUACUUGGAAACGAUGCCGAUGUUGGCGCAGGGAGCGCCCGUCGCCAGAAGACUCCUCGAAGAAUUCACGGGGUAUUCCUUAGAGGGCUCGGUUACUGGAUUGUCGUCGAUGGAGCUCUACAGAAUCGAGACAGGCAUCGGUUUUCUCGAGGUAACGGAUAAAAACGUCACUCACAUUCUGAAAGCCCCUUUCAAGGCCAGGGCGCCGAUUAGCUGUCUUCCGUAUUACGCCGACAACGACGUUGCGUCCGUGGUAGCGUACAAUCUACAACCACCUAGAUCGGAUAUCGAGACUGGUGCGUGUUUCCACGAGACCAGAUUUUACGAGGAGGGUACGCAAUGGACCUCGAGCUCGGAUCCCUGCUCGAUGUGUCAUUGUUAUCGCGGUUUGGCUCAAUGCGACACGGUACCCUGCCCGACGGUCUCUUGCGCAUUGGGAAAACAACUCAAGCAACCACCGAGCGGCCACUGUUGUCCGAUAUGCGCAACGCCAAUGAGUAGCGAAAGUAACGUUACGACCAAUAUCACGAGAGGUUGCACGUUGGCCGGACAAUAUCAUCUCGCGGGAUCAUCCUGGCAUCCGUAUUUACCACCAGUAGGAUUCGACACUUGUGCAGUUUGUACUUGCGACGCUGUCACGUUGGAGGUGAAAUGUCCGCGGGUGCAGUGUCCGCCGCUCGAGUGCGACGAGAAAAUCGCCUUCAGGCCGGACAAGAAAGCCUGCUGCAGACAAUGCCCGGCGACGACGCCUCGUAGCAACGUGGUCACCACGGCGACGAGCGACACCCUACGGCUACCGAGGGAUCAGGCGUUACCCUCGGUGCGACGCACCGCGGAGGAGAUACUCUCUUCCGGUGGUUGCAAAUAUCCUCUCGGCGGGCCCUACGAGAACGGCAUGGAGUGGCAUCCCCGGGUGCACUCGCACGGCGAGAUGAAGUGCGUCAAGUGCCGUUGCAAGGUGAGAAAUCCCGGAAUCCGAAUGUCGUCGGGAAACGGAAAGUAAAGCGUAAGCGUGAGCGCAACAAAGACCAAUAUAUAAAGGCGUCAUCUGAUUUUUGAAUUUUCAUCGUUUCCCGAGAGAGGUUGGAUUUGCGAAGUUGAAUCUCGCUUGCGAUCUCGCUUUAUCAGGCGUAUACCUAAUCAUCUUAAUCGAACCGACGAGACGGGGCGAGAGAGACGGGGCGAGUCUCUUGCGGUCGCGUCUUGUUGCCAAGCAGAGAAGUCUUAGAACUCGCUUUACUUUUGUUCGUUAUAUACUCAAUUCGUUCGUUAGACGGUAGUCGUACGGUCGCGAUCGUCUCGUUGCGUUAUCCAGACGCGGACGCGGCGAAAGAUCUCUAAGGAGGAGACCUUUAACCGUGACUCGUUUCGCCUGGCUCGACCAUUAUAGGGUCCAUCCAUUACGAUGAAAAUGGAACGCCGCGGCCUCGGCUGGCUUGCGUCGCGACGCGACGCGACGUCAUGGGACGGAACGAAAAAUAAUCGUCUCGAUCGUGAGAAACGGAUUUUGUAUUUCCAACAGAGCUCGUUGCACCGGUUCUUCUCGCGUUUCGCUUUUAUUACUCGCGCUCGGUCUUUUUCGUUGAUGGAUAAACAUCGUCUCGCUAUAUAUACAUU